Molecule: messenger RNA, 4037 nt
Organism: Betta splendens (Siamese fighting fish)
Lineage: Eukaryota; Metazoa; Chordata; Actinopteri; Anabantiformes; Osphronemidae
Gene: tesk2
Product: testis associated actin remodelling kinase 2
Exons: 13
Coding region: 653-2485 (610 amino acids)
Biological process (GO): protein phosphorylation; actin cytoskeleton organization
Cellular component (GO): nucleus; cytoplasm
Molecular function (GO): ATP binding; protein serine/threonine kinase activity
Source: RefSeq, a predicted model, not a curated record
GUGUGGGAGUUACUGCUCCGCGAGCGAAGAGACGACGGAGCUGUCAAACGGCGGCAGGCGUCUGAAAUAUUACCCCGGCUGCUCGAGAAAACAUCGUACUUUGCUCUUUUGAAGAAGCUGGAGGGACGAACUAGAAGACGUCCGCGGAGUUAAUCGUGAGAACAUGUGAGCAAACGUCGUGCUGUAUGCGUGUUGCGUGGAUCUCCGGCUAAUGUCUCUUAGCCCUUUGCGUAGCUCGAGUUUUGUUGACAAACAAAGUGGCAGCUAGCGGAGCUAGCUGCGUUAGCCUGCCGUGCGCGAUACAUGCCUCCACGGGGAGACAUGGGACCCGGUUCGGAUUGUUCAUGCAAACGUCUCAAUAAGAAGACAAAAGGUUCUGAAGAGCUGACUAUAGACCUGUCAAACAUGUAAGCCCUUCUCAUCCUGGUGGACUCUACAGUUACAGCCAGUGAGAUCUGGGUUAGUCGUGAACAUCUUGGAUCCAUCCAGCGUUUGUCACUGGGGCCACUCUAAAGAUUUCAACCUCAACCUGCAUGCUGUGCUGCUGCCGGACCCUCGCACCCGUAAACCUACCUAGCUCCUUUGUCAUGUAGUGCCAUUACAGAAAAAUCCCCAUAUUGCCCCUACUGGUAUCACCAUCUAUAACAUUGACAUGGAACGCAAUAAACGCAACUCCAUCGCUGGGCUCCCUGUGCGACCUGAACGCCUCAGUGAGGAAGACGGCAUCGGAGGGGUCGGGGUCUGUGAGGUUGGCAUGGGUCCGCCUCAGCAGGUGGGCAGGGUGUGGCCGUCGUCCUACAGAGCCCUCAUCAGUGCGUUUUCGUGUCUAACACGCCUUGAUGACUUCGCGUGUGAGUGGAUCGGCUCUGGAUUCUUCUCUGAUGUCUUUAAGGUUCGCCACCGAGCUUCAGACCAAGUUAUGGCCCUGAAGAUGAACAAGCUCAGCAGCAACCGCGCCAACAUGCUGCGAGAGGUGCAGCUGAUGAACCGACUUUCACACCCAAACAUACUCAGGUUUAAAGGAGUGUGUGUACACGAGGGCCAGCUUCACGCACUGAUGGAGUACAUCAAUGGUGGAAACCUCGAGCAGCUUCUAGACAGCAACAAACACCUGAGUUGGCCCAGCAGAGUGAAACUGGCCUGCGACAUCGCCGGAGGGCUGGCCUACCUGCACUCCAAGGGCAUCUUCCACCGGGACCUCACGUCCAAGAACUGCCUGAUCAAAUGUGAGGACAACGGCUACACAGCCGUGGUUGGAGACUUUGGCCUGGCAGAGAAGAUCCCCACUAAUCUCGCUGAAGGAGAGAAGCUGUCGGUCGUCGGUUCUCCUUUCUGGAUGGCGCCAGAGGUGCUGAGGGAUGAAGCCUACAACGAGAAGGCCGAUGUGUUUUCCUAUGGAAUAAUCCUGUGUGAGAUCAUUGCCAGGAUCCAGGCUGACCCGGACUUCCUUCCUCGGACUGAGAACUUUGGCCUGGACUACCACACGUUCCAGCACAUGGUUGGAGACUGUCCACCAGACUUCCUCCAGCUGGCGUUUAACUGCUGUAACAUGGAUCCUAAACUUCGUCCGUCCUUCUCCGACAUUGUCAGGCACCUGGAGGAGAUCCUUGCACGCCUUAAAUUUGAGGAGAUGGAGCACGAGUGUGUGCAAGUCAGCGGCGACGAGAAGAAGACAAUAGCUAAAGGUGAGAAGAUCCAGGGCUUCAAGCGACUCAACCCUCUCGGUUUCCAGGACGACAAAAUCCCGCCCAAAUCCCCGCGGCCCCGACGGAACAUCUGGCUCAGCCGCAGCCAGUCGGACAUUUUCUCCUGCAAACCAAGAAAAAUUAACGUCCAGGACCCUUACUACAACCCCCCGACUGUGCAGCGACCCUCCAAAGCCUGCAAAGUCAACCCAUUCACCGCCCGCGAGGACCUGUGUGGGGGCAAGAUCAAGUUUUACGACGUGCCCAGUAAAUCUGUCUUUUCACUGGUGUUUGACCUGAACUCGCCUCCGGGGAGCGCGUUCAGUAACCUGACGUCCACCCGUGGACCCGCAGAGACGUCUUAUUACUGGCAGCAGCUUCCAGGGCGCCAGUGCCACUCGCUGCCUGUGUCGCCCCAGCUGCCCCGCUCCGAGCUCCACGCCGCUGCUGCUCUGCGCUGCAGCAACAACGGCUCUGUGAACGGCAACGCCAGCCAGCUCCCUGCCACGCUGCCGGCGACCAACUCCUGGUCUGAGACGGGUCUGACUGGAAACGACGUCCGGCAGAAGGCGGCGCUGAGCGGCUGGGCCAAGAAGUACGUGGUGGUGGAGAUCCCACCUUACUGCAGGCGGGAGGACGGGGACGCGGAGGCGGAGGACGAGGACGAGGACCUGUUUGGGGAGAGCUGGUCUCCGAUGGUCCCCGGCAGCGAGAGGGACGGUGGAGAGGCCAUGGACUGCUCCAGCAGCCUGGAGGAGGAGGGGCAGCGAGACAGAGGGACACACGUGUGCUCUGUAUAACACUCAGAUCUGGAGGAGGAGCUGAGGAGGAGCUGAGGAGGAGCUGAGGAGGAGCGGUCACACACGGGGGCAGCGGCAGGAGGAUUUAGCAAAAAAGAACUACAAAGAGUUGAGCUUGAUUUUUAUUUUUCAAGUGAAUGUUUCUCAGACUUUUUGAAACAAGUGCACCUGAUAAAUAACUAUUUUUCAAAGCUAUGAUCACCCACAAGUCUCAAGUUAGUACAAACAGGCUUUUGUCAGCACAGUGGAAACUCAGCAGAGAAUAUUUUUGAAACGUUGCUCAGAUUUAAUUUUGUGAAAUGAUGUCGAUUUUGUUCCUUAGUAGUUUGUCAUAUGUGGCGUCCCGUCAGUGAUGGAAGGUACAGAAGAGCCCAUGUGUGUGUAAUGUGUGAAUGCUGAAAUCAGAAAUGUGUUGAUACUCUCCCCAAGUUCUUUAUUAGACACUCAAUCUAAAAACAUGAUGAACGUCCUUCUGGUGAAGCCCACGCACUGAAAAUGUGACCAACCUCCAACUGACUGUUGGACUCGUAUCUGUAACAGUUUCACACUCAAACGUUCCUGGGGAAUUCUUUUUGUAAUGUUUUGCACCCGAAUCUGAAAAUCCUUUUGUUUUUCUGUGCAGUUAAGUAAAGAUAGGUUUUACUCCAUCAACUUAAAUCACAGCACUGAACACAAACGUUAGGCACAAGGACCUUGUGAUUGGAGACAAGAUCCUUAAACACGUAAAACAUGAGAUCUAAAUGUCUCAUUCAAAGAAAAAGCACCUUCACCCGGUGAACUCAGGGAUUCACUCCGACAGCCUUAUAUGAGUCCCGUGCGUGUAUUAUUUUACGCCUGUAGCAACAGGUCAAGAUCAUUAUUUGGGCUCUUAUUACAGAUUUCAGUAGAUGCGUCACAAAGUCUUAAUUAAUUAAUUGUUCGUUUUCCCUCAAUUCAUUUCAGGCCAGAUGAGUGUGGGCUCAGGCCUCUCUGAUCAAGAAACACAAGACACGUUUGUUUGAAUCAAGAGUGUGAUCGAGUCUGGCUGCUUGUUGUUCACUUCACAGCUGUGCCUGAAGUUAAACGCACUGAUUACAUUGGUUAUAAUUGCGAUUUAAUUGGAUCAGAAAUACUUUUUUUGUUUUGUGUGUGUCAGACUUUCUGUUCAUGUCAGAGAUUUGGAGCAGCUGAUCUCAGUUAAGAGUUAAGGCGUUAUUUAAGUUUAAUGAGGAUUGAAAUCAUCUCAUUGAAGGGAGUAGUUUAACAUCCAACCGAUUUCAGUGUAUAAACCUAAUGACAGCUAUGAAAUUCGAGUUAGAGCGUGAUGACCCACGUUUGUCGCCUCAGGUCACUUUAGUCUAAAAUGCACUUGUACAGUCAGAAUAACAGUGAUUUAGAUACUUAUCACUACCUUGCUAUGCAAAACAUGUAACUCCUGUGUCACUGUGUAACAGCAUAAAGGAUCUAAUUUCAUAUUUAUAAGAAAACUUUGUUCAUGUCUUACCUUUGUACAUUGGUGUAAAAAGUUUGUUACUGUCCUUAAUGAAUACAGAACCAGAUGUUUAUGCUUUGA